AUGAACGAUGAUACACCACUGCGUCUUGCUGUUAAAAGAGGACAUGUAGAUGCUGUUAAGAUGCUUAUGGACAGAGGUUUUACACCACUGCAUCUUGCUGUUAAAAGAGGACAUGUAGAUGCUGUUAAGAUGCUUAUGGACAGAGGUGAUACACCACUGUUUCUUGCUGUUAAAAGAGGACAUGUAAAUAGUAUUAAGAUGCUUAUGGACAGAGGUGCUAACAUUAAUGCUGAAACUCGGGAUGUGUGUGGCACAACUCUGAUUCACUAUGCGAUUGAAAAUAAGGAAAAACUAAUUGCUGAAUUACUUUCCAAUCAUGGAGCUAACGUUAACUCCAGUAACGAUAACGGUAAUACACCACUGUUUCUUGCUGUUAAAAGAGGACAUAUAGAUGCUGUUAAGAUGCUUAUAGACAGAGGUUCUAACGUCAAUGCUGAAACUUGGAAUGGUGAUACACCACUGUGUCUUGCUGUUAAAAACAGACAUGUAAAUGUUGUUAUGAUGCUGUUAGACAGAGGUGCUAACAUUAAUUCUAUACCAUAUAAGGUUUAUCGUGACCUUUAUCGUGGCAUCAAUGGUUAUGAAUCAGUUGCUGAGAUUCUUACACAGCAUAUAGUUAAGAUGAAAACUGCAAAUAUCUAC
Pseudomyrmex gracilis is the source of this 642-nucleotide messenger RNA. RefSeq names its product putative ankyrin repeat protein RF_0381. The annotation marks the transcript as partial. Lineage: Eukaryota; Metazoa; Arthropoda; Insecta; Hymenoptera; Formicidae. Gene Ontology annotation, molecular function: protein binding. The transcript is spliced from 6 exons. The record is from RefSeq and is a predicted model, not a curated record.